Molecule: messenger RNA, 2973 nt
Organism: Adineta ricciae
Lineage: Eukaryota; Metazoa; Rotifera; Eurotatoria; Adinetida; Adinetidae
Source: the annotation of a GenBank genome assembly
AUGCCCAGUGCCAUCUUUCAUCGAAGUAGCUUUCUAUCGAUUGGUUUUGCUCUUUCUCCAAUCAGUUGUGAAAAUAGUUUAUUUUUUCUACAUAUAUAUAUAUUUUCCAAUAAGUCACAUCUUGAUGAAUAUGACAGAAAUGCCACGCGAAAAAAAAUUGCUUCGGAGUGGUUACUCAGUGUACAAUCAUCGCUCUAUGCAUGGACACUUGCAGACCAGUUAAUACGAAGAAAUCAAAAUUCAGAAGUUACAUGUCUCUCAGCUCAAAUCCUUCGACAUAAGAUUCAACAUAACUUCGAUGAACUUCCUAUUGAACAUUGUAAAGGAUUAUGCGAUUCUCUACUUGAUCAUUUAUCUCGCGCCGAACUCACUCGUAUUACAACAGUGCGUGUUCAAUUGGCGGUAGCCACGGCUGAUUUAGCUCUUCAAUAUGUUGGCUGGGAAAACCCAGUUGAAGAUGUUGUCGAAAAAUUGAAAACCUCACCUGAACAUAUGUUGACAUUACUGGAAUUUCUUACCGCACUACCCGAAGAAGUCAAUACAUCAACGAUACGAAUCGGUGAGAAUCGUCGUCAAUAUUGUCGAGAGAAAUAUUCGAACUCUGGCCAACAAAUUCAUGACAUAUUAAUCUUUCUUCUUCAAGUUAAUUCAACACCAACUGAAUCAUUGUUUACUGGCAUUCUCAAAUGUUUUGCAUCGUGGAUAAGUAUUCGUGCAUUUACUGAAAAUCUGUUGUUAACGUCGCCAUUACUUAACAGUGUAUUGGAUAUUCUUAAAUCAACACAUUGUUCGAAUGAAUUACAUAAAAGUGCUUGUGAUUGUUUAUGUAACAUACUGGAAUUGUGUGAGGAGUAUCAAAAAUAUUGGUCAUUAGCAGUCUUUCUCAAACAACAAAUUACUCAGUAUCUAUGUCAAUCGUACUUUCAAGCUGUUAAAGAUGAAAAUCUCGAUAAAGCACAAAAUUACACCCGAAUUUAUAUCAAUCUCAUUGAAUCUAUCCUUGAUUGUUUGAUCGAUGGUCGUCAAUCGGAUCUUAGUGAUCUGUCUUGUCUUCAUCUAUUACUCUACCCAUUAGAACAUAGUGAUUACGAAGUUGCCCAAUCCACAUUCUACACAUGGUGUAGUUUCGCGGAUUACAUCAAAACGCACAACGAUGAUAUGGUUGAGAAGAUAAAGCCUUAUAUGGAUAAAUUAAUCGAUAUUUUAUGUACACAAUGCAAACUUGAUCCCGAUCAUCUGGGUGUUCCGCCAGAAAGUGAUGAGAAGAGUUCGAAAAGUCAUGCAGCAUCAAACAGUGACCUCGGCGAAUUUCGUUAUCGCGUUGAAUGUUUAAUCAAAGAUACAAUUCAUAUAACCGGUGCUUUAAAUUGUUUUCAACGAAUGUUUGAAAAAUUGCAAUCAUCAUCGUCUUCGUCAUGGGAAGAAAGUGAAGCUCCAUUGUAUAUAAUGAGUUGUGUAGCUUCGUAUGUAUCACCGGAUGAAGAUAAAAUCGUUCCGAAAGUUAUUCAAGCCAUUAUAUCGACGCCAAUCGAACCAGGGCAUAUCCAUACAGCAUUAAAAUACACAGGUGUUCGAUUAAUUUCACAAUUGGAUCAAUGGAUCGGUGAAAAUAAUCAACAAUAUUUAAAAUCAGUUCUUCAGUAUCUUCUAUCGUUACUUGGAGACAAAGAUUUGCGUCAUGUUUCCGCCAAUGCUAUUUUAAACAUUUGCCAAGAAUGCCGAAAGCAGUUGAUCAAUGAUCUGGAUCAAAUCAUUCAAGCAACUCUCUGGUUAGAUCAAAUGGAAGCAGGAAGUGAAGCCGCGCAAUGUUUACUCAAAGGUUUAUACGCUGCUUCGAAUAAAACUGCAUUCUAUUUUGCUAUUCUAGCUUCAUCAAAGUUGAUUUCUCGUUUAACAUCAACAGACGAUAUUCAUCGAUAUUUGAAACUACUCUUCGAUCAACAAAUCCAAUCAUUAACAGAAAUUCUAUCCAACCCGACGAAUUCUAAUUAUACAUCGAUUACCAAACGUCUCGAUUGUUUGACAGCAAUUUUCCGAAGUCUCGAUUUCAAAACCGCACAUAGCGAACCCCACCCGUGUACAACUAUUGUUCAACAAUUACUACCAUUGCUCGAAGUAAUCAUUGUUCGAUAUCGUUCAUUGCCGAAACUUAGCGAAUGUUGGUCGCGCACAAUUCGUUUCAUUGUUCGAUCAAUGCGUUCACAUGCCAAAAUAUUCUUUCAGCAGAUCGUUACACUCGUUAUUUCCAGUUAUGAGGAAGUUCCUCAUUCAUGUUUUCUUUACUUAAUUUCAAUCAUUGUCGAUGAAUAUGGUAGUGAUCAUGAUCUAAAAGCUGCGUUGAUCGUGAUGAGUGAACAUCUGACAAAUAAAACAUUUUCCAUUCUAAGUAAUCAAGAUGGUUUCAAACAGAAUCCCGAUCUUGUCGAUGAUUUCUAUCGAUUAUCAUCCAGAUUGCUUCAACGAUGUCCACUAGAAUUCCUUAAAUCGAAUGUCAUUCGGCCAAUAAUCGAACAAAUCAUACCUAAUUGCAAUUUGGAACAUCGAGAUGCUAGUGCGAGUAUGAUCGCUUUUCUUCAAUCUUUAGCCAAACUUACUUCGACAAGUAAAAAGGAGAGCAAAAAUAAGACCGAGCAUCAACCGGAAAUUCGUUCGUUGGCAAUGUCACUAUGUGAAACGUAUUUUCCCAAUGUUCUGACGGGUUUGAUUCGCGCAAUUGUUAUCGAUCGUGUGCCAUCAUCAAUCCGUGGAUCGAUAUCAGAUUUUGUUUAUGACUUGAAAACUUUCAUGUCGGAGAAAUUUUCCCACUGGUUACAAACAGCUCUUCGAGAAAUUCCGCGUACAAGUAAAAAUGGAUCAGUGGAAAUUGUCACCAUCAAACAAUACGAACAGUUCUAUAACGUUCUGUGCGAAAACGACAUUCAACCUUCGGCAAUUGAAUAUGAAUUUGAAACAUUUGCCAAACUAUAUCGAUGA